GCGGCAGCCUAUGAGUGUCGCUCUUGUCACCUGAUCGCCGGCCAGUCAUGUGAUUCCGUUCCUUGUGUCAGAGGCAUGAAGAUGGCGGCAGUGACGGGUCCGUUCCUGUUCUCUGUUCUCCUUAUAUCGGCGCUGCCGCGGUCUGUGACCCCGUCCCAGCAAGUGCCCGUCCUGCUGUGGUCCAGCGAGAGUUCCCUAUGGAAAGCCCAGCCCAGCUCCCAUGGUGGUCAUGUGACCACCGACCUCCAAUUGGGCCAGUACUUGGACAGUGCGCUGAGCAGCGGCCCCAGGAACGUCCUGCUUUUCCUCCAGGAGAAGCUGAGCGUUGAAGAUUUCACAGCAUUCGGAGGAGUCUAUGGAAACAAACAAGACAGCGUCUUCCCAAAUCUAGAGAGUAUUAUGGAGUCCUCGCCCUCUUCCAUGGUGCUGCCCGCUGUAGACUGGUAUGCCGCUAACAUCCUGCCCACUUACCUGAAGGAGAAACUGGGUGUGAGCCCCCUCCACGUGGAUCAGUCCACUCUGCUAGAGCUGAGGCUAAAUGAGACGAUCCCGUCAUUGCUGGUUGUGAGGCUGCCCUACGCCAACAGUGCUGGCUUAAUGGCUGCUAAAGAUCUGCUCCGAGCUAAUGAUGAAGUCAUUGGGCAGGUACUGAGCACACUGAAGGCAGAGGGUGUCCCAUACACAGCACUUCUCACUGCCCUGAGACCCUCCCGGGUGAACAGAGAGAGUGACUUUGCGGUGGGAAGUCUCGGUCGCCAGCUAUUAGCGUCUCCCACUCCUGCGCCUCUUCCCAGCUAUCCUCCAGUCGCGUUCAGGAACGGAACACAGAACGGCACCUGUAUCCUGUUCUGGGCCUCAAACAUCUCUGUGUUUAUGGAUCAGGCCCUCGUAGACCUCACUAAUAGUACAUUCAACAGGACGGGGGAUGAACUCACAGCUGGCUCCACCUGCAACACAACUAAUGCAGUCCUGGUCCUGAAUUAUGAGAAUGGUCUGCAAGUACGAUUUCAUCUGGAAAGCCGCUGGUACAGGGUGUCUGCGCGCCCUUGGUUCUCUCUGAGCCGGGUGGAGGUCAGUAAUGCCACCAGUAAUGCCACCUUCCUGGCUUCCCAAGUGAGCGCUCCCAGCAGCUACUCCUUUCACUGUCAGUAUGUCAGCAGCCUCUCUGUCCACGACUCUCUGCUGAUCAGCAACACCACCGGCUCCAAGUGGCAGCUUCACAUCACCAAUUUCCAGAUCCAGGGUUUUAAUGUCACUGGCCUGAAGUUUUCUUCCGCCAGUGACUGUGCUGGAUUCUUCUCCCCCGGGAUCUGGAUGGGUCUAAUCACCACUUUGCUCUUUGUCUUCAUCCUGACCUAUGGGCUGCACAUGGUGAUGAAUCUUAAAACCAUGGAUCGAUUUGAUGACCCCAAAGGACCGACUAUAGCUGUACCCCAGACUGAGUGACGACCGUUCUCCAUCCUGUGUCCCCAACUCCUAGCUACAUUCCACGUUUUAUCUGAUCUGUGCCCACACGAGAGCCGAGGUGUUACUAGUGACUGAGGUACAAAACGCCUCCGCUGUGCCAUCUACUGCGUUCCUAACACCUGCCCCGCCCACAAAAUGGCCGCUUGCCCUGUUAGGUUAAAUUUUAAUAAACCGCAUCAAAGUACAAUUGGUGCAGAGAACAUAUUGGGGGCCUCAUUCUAAGUACAUAUAAUUAGUAACUUGUAGUACACAAUCCUGCCCAGUUUAUCACUUAUUACCCCUUCCUGCAGACACACGUUCAGGAUUUAUAUGUAACACAAAGGGGGAGACAUGACGGAACAUCUGCGUAUGAAUUGUCAGCCUCUGGCACCACUUGUACAUGAAAGCAGCACUGCAGCGCUCCUUACUCUGGUGUCAGCCACGCCUGGGCAAUCUGUGGCUCUCCGUGGGCCUGAUCGCUGGCAGAGUAUGUGAGCCACUGAUUGUCCUAUCCUGAGAGUGCACAGAGAAUAUGUAGUCCCCUCAGUGCUCCGCGGAAGCUGUAUAAACUCCAUAGAAGGUGUACAUAAUUCUAUUUAUUUGUGUUUGUCAUUGGUUUAGUGCAAGUGUAGGGAGCAGUGACUGCAGCUGCGGUUGGCAUUCUUGGACUUGUAGUUAGUGGAGUGCUGGUAAGCCUCUAGUUACGUGGCUGUGUUGGAUAAAGUGCACUGUUCUGCAGGUAUAUGUCAGUAGCUAUCUCCUCUGUGAAAUGUGAUUUCUUCCAUUAAAAUACAAUUUCCUCUGUAACUAUUCACUGUAUAACUUAUGAGAAAUAAAGUGUUGCUGUGUCGCUGUUUAUAA
Molecule: messenger RNA, 2307 nt
Organism: Pseudophryne corroboree (corroboree frog)
Lineage: Eukaryota; Metazoa; Chordata; Amphibia; Anura; Myobatrachidae
Gene: ATP6AP1
Product: ATPase H+ transporting accessory protein 1
Exons: 10
Coding region: 76-1446 (456 amino acids)
Source: RefSeq, a predicted model, not a curated record